Molecule: messenger RNA, 1889 nt
Organism: Aspergillus calidoustus
Lineage: Eukaryota; Fungi; Ascomycota; Eurotiomycetes; Eurotiales; Aspergillaceae
Source: the annotation of a GenBank genome assembly
CUCAUCCAGAUUUUUCUUCACUUUUUUCAAUUCAUUCAUUCUCCCUUCGUUUCGGUCAUUUCUGAUCAUUGAACGAGAUUCAUAUACAUCUCAGUCUCUCCCUGGUUUAUGUACUCGACGAGACUCAACCCAAUUCGCAGUUGUACCCAUUGAUAUCCCACUUCCCUCCUCGGAAGCCUUCCGAGUCCACUUUCAAGAUGGACCGCGACGAAUUCCGGACAGCAGCGCACGCUGCAAUUGACGAUAUAAUCGGCUACUUCGACAACAUCCCCAACCAACGCGUCCUCCCCACAAUAACCCCAGGCUACCUGCGCCCCCAGAUCCCCUCCUCACCCCCAACAGACCCCGAGCCCUGGAGCGCCAUCCAAGCCGACAUCGACAGCAAGAUCAAGCCGGGCCUGACACAAUGGCAGUCGCCGAACUUCAUGGCGUUUUUCCCGGCGACGGUUACGUACCCGAGUAUCCUCGGUGAGAUGUAUUCCGCGGCGUUUAAUGCCCCCGCGUUCAACUGGCUGUGCUCGCCCGCGUGCACGGAGCUCGAGACGGUUGUUAUGGAUUGGAUGUGUCAGGCCUUGGGACUCCCCGAUUGCUUUUUGAGCACUUCGGAGAAUAAGGGCGGUGGGGUUAUUCAGAUGAGUGCGAGUGAUGCCGUGGCGACAGUUAUGAUUGCCGCCCGCGAACGGAGGGUCCAUUCCCUAGCCAAGGGUGAGGGGCUCAAGGAGGGGAGUGAAGAGUACGAGGACCGGGUUAUGGAGCUACGCCCGAAACUCGUUGCGCUGAGUAGCUCGCAGACGCAUAGUAGUACCGCGAAAGCGGCGCUGCUCGCGGGGACGCGGUAUCGCACGAUCGAUGUCGGACUGGAGAAUGACAUGGCGCUGACGGGGCCCGAGCUGCGCGCGAAGCUGGUCGAGCUGGAAGCCAAGGGGAUGAUCCCAUACUACAUCACGCUCUGCUUCGGGUCGACGAAUUCGUGCGCCGUCGACCGCUUCGCCGAGAUCCUCGCCGUGCUGCGCGAAAAGCCCUCGUGGCAGCAAAUCUGGGUGCAUAUCGACGCCGCAUACGCGGGGUCCGCCCUCAUCGCCGACGAAUGGCAGUAUAUCGCGCAGGACUUUGCCUCGGGCGUCGACAGCUUCAACGUCAACAUGCACAAGUGGCUGCUCGUCAACUUCGACGCGAGUCUGCUGUACGUGCGCAACCGGCACGAUCUGACCGACUUUCUCGAUAUUACGCCGGCGUACCUGCGCAAUCCGUUCUCCGAAUCGGGCCAGGUCAUUGAUUACAGGAACUGGUCUAUCCCGCUUGGGAGGCGGUUCCGCGCGCUGAAGAUCUGGUUCGUUAUGCGGAGUUAUGGGCUGAAGGGGUUGAAGGAGUAUGUCCGGAAGGGAAUCACGCUUGGGGAGACAUUUGCGGGGCUUAUCCGCGCAAGAUCUGAUCUCUUUGAGAUCAUCACCAAGCCUGCGUUUGGAUUGACGGUUUUCCGCAUCAAGGCGUCGAGUGUGGUUAAUGGGAAUGGGAAUGGGAAUGGAGUGUUGGCGAAUGGGUCGGCUCUUCCUCAGCCUGAUGAAAAGGCCGAUGGCAUUACGAAGGAGGUCUAUGAGCUCAUCAACGCCCGAGGCGAGAUCUUCAUCACGUCGACGGUCAUGUCUGGGAUCUAUGCCAUUCGCGUCGUCAGUGCGAAUGAGCGGGCCGAGGAAAAGUAUAUCCGGCGGGCGUUUGAUCUCAUUGUUGCUACUGCGGAGGAGGUUCUUGGGCAAAAGAAUUAGAUAUAGAUGUGGGGCUUGUGAUGUAGAUGAAUGUGUAGAGAUAUCCUCGUUCUAAUGCCGAUAUCCCCCUAAGAUUUGCUCAUUCAUAGUUUAGCUGGUGAAGAAUCUGGUCGCUUCCCCGCAUAG